CUUCUUUCUCAUGGCACGCGAUGCCAAGCCUGCACCCCCGUCCCUGGUGCGGCAGAAGCUGUUUCGGGCGACGGCAGGGAUGACAGUGCACGACCAAAGCGUCGUGGCGUCGGCGCUCGCCACCUCCGGCAACAACGUGUUGGAAGUAUACGUGCAUGCCUUGUCAUCUUGUCGAGGAACUCUGCCAUGUUUGUAGACGAUUCACAAGAUGAAGAAGGCGACGAAAACCCAGCAGAAACACACCAAGCACACGACGGCCAAGGUGCGACUGGAGUGAGCGAGUCGUCGACAUGCAAGACGCAGUGGCCAUGCUCGUUCGUGCAAUGCCUUUCGAAGGCUGUGCGUCAAACUCUUACAAUUGCGGUCACAAAAGCUUGCAAUGUCACAUCAUGUUGGAACUCAAAGGAUAGUUGUUCUGUCGUAGAG
Aphanomyces invadans is the source of this 426-nucleotide messenger RNA. RefSeq lists its product as hypothetical. The coding region runs from base 11 to 196 and encodes 61 amino acids. The transcript has 2 exons. NCBI's taxonomy places the organism in Eukaryota, Oomycota, Saprolegniomycetes, Saprolegniales, Verrucalvaceae. The record is from RefSeq and is a predicted model, not a curated record.